Messenger RNA from Cyprinodon variegatus (sheepshead minnow), 3485 nucleotides. It is a transcript of the gene usp36, whose product is annotated as ubiquitin specific peptidase 36. Gene Ontology annotation, biological process: protein deubiquitination; regulation of apoptotic process. Gene Ontology annotation, molecular function: cysteine-type endopeptidase activity; cysteine-type deubiquitinase activity. The coding region runs from base 148 to 3465 and encodes 1105 amino acids. The record is from RefSeq and is a predicted model, not a curated record. Gene Ontology annotation, cellular component: nucleus; cytosol. Lineage: Eukaryota; Metazoa; Chordata; Actinopteri; Cyprinodontiformes; Cyprinodontidae. The transcript is spliced from 19 exons.
GCUUUUGAUAGCUGUCACUCAAACUUGUCCCCGCCCCCCGUAUAAUGCAGCAUGGGCAAAAAAUUCCAGAUUCAGUAGCUACAGCUGAGGGAGCAAACUCCUGCUAGGGGGAUAUUUGGCCGAUUAAACAAAAGUAAUGUUCCAACGAUGCCGAUAGUAGAUAAACUCAAGGAGGCGUUAAAGCCCGGUCGGAAAGAGACAGGUGACGACGGUGACCUGAACAAGCUGCUGGCUUCUUCUGCCAAGAAGGUGCUUCUGCAGAAAAUAGAGUUUGAGCCUGCCAGCAAGGGUUUCUCCUACCAGCUGGACAGCCUAAAGAACAAGUAUGUGAUCCUCAAUCCCAGAACCGAGGGCGCUACGGGGCAGAAAGCAGCAGAGCCUGCUCAAAUAAAGAGGCAAGCCUCUGAAAAUGUGAUCAGCAGCCAUGGUGAUGGGAUCCCAGCCCCUCAGAAAAUGCUUUUUCCUGCGAACAAGCUCAACCUUAAAUGGGAGCGGGCUUACAGGGUGGGAGCUGGUCUUCACAACCUUGGAAACACCUGCUUCCUCAACUCCACCGUUCAGUGUCUCACCUACACCCCUCCGCUUGCCAACUACUUGCUCUCUAAGGAGCACAGUCGGGCCUGCCACCAGUCGGGCUUCUGUAUGAUCUGUGUAAUGCAGAACCACAUCAUCCAAGCCUUCGCUAACACAGCCAACGCCAUUAAGCCCGUCUCAUUCAUCAGAGACCUGAAAAAAAUUGCUCGACAUUUUCGCUUUGGAAGCCAAGAAGACGCCCAUGAAUUUCUGCGAUAUACCAUCGAUGCCAUGCAGAAAGCCUGUCUCAAUGGAUACCCCAAACUCGAUAGGCAGACUCAAGCCACAACACUCGUUCAUCAGAUCUUUGGAGGUUACCUCAGGUCUAGAGUGAAAUGCUCCAUCUGCAAGAGCGUGUCAGACACAUACGACCCUUACCUCGACAUUGCUGUAGAGAUCCGGCAAGCAGCAAACAUAGUACGAGCCCUGGAGCUGUUUGUCAAACCAGACGUUCUGAGUGGGGAGAAUGCCUACAUGUGUGCCAAGUGCAAAAAGAAAGUGCCAGCCACCAAGCGCUUCACCGUCCACCGAACCUCGAACGUCCUCACCCUUUCUUUGAAGAGGUUUGCAAACUUUAGUGGAGGAAAAAUCACUAAGGAAGUUGGUUAUCCAGAAUUCCUAAACAUCCGCCCGUACAUGUCUCAGAGCUCGGGCGACCCAGUUAUGUACGGUUUAUAUGCAGUCUUGGUGCAUUCUGGCUACAGCUGUCAUGCUGGUCACUAUUACUGCUAUGUGAAGGCGAGUAAUGGGCAGUGGUACCAAAUGAAUGAUUCAAUAGUGCACUCCAGUAACAUCAAAGUGGUUUUAAACCAGCAGGCUUAUGUGCUUUUCUACCUGAGGAUCCCCGAGUCCAAGAAGAAUGCAGAUGGGCAGAGCAUCAAACAGGGAAUGUUGCAUGGCAAGAACAGUGCGUCAUCCGAGCAGAUAAAGAGGGCCAGCUUAAAUGGGCCUCUGUCUUCGCCGCAAGAUAGUAAGAAACUGGAGCCUGCACAGCUGCGUAAGAUCCACUCUAUGGACGGCGGCCUGGGUUUGCCCAUUUCAAGGAACGGCGUCACCUCUCAGCCGCAGCCCAGACUCUCACACUGGACGUCGUCCUCCAAUGGCACGGCCAAGGUGCCAGGUGGACCGACGGUCAUAGAGGAGCCUUUCAAGAAGGUUAACAAGCCCUCUCCUCAGAGCCAGGCGCAGUCCCGCAGCACCACGCCGACGCCUCCUAACAACGGGGUUGGGAGGACGGAGGGGGAGAAAAAACAGAGCAGCGACGGCAGAGGGAUGGCAGCAUCUACCUCAUUGAAGUCCUUAUCUGACUCUUCCUCAGCUGACACCUCUGACUCAAAGGAGUCUGUGGGUCCGAAGAGUGAACCAGUGAGAGACACACCCUCUACUCCUCGUAAGGGUUCCAGUAGAUUGGGAUCUCCGGCCCGCAGCGUGGAGCGCUCUCAGAGCACAGAGGAGCAGAAAACGGGUAAAUUAAAACCCCCGGCACUCAACAACAUCUCAUCUGAAGCCACCAGCACCAUGUCCCCACCUCCUGCCAAGAAACUGGCUCUCUCAGCCAAGAAGGCUUACAGUCAGAGUCUGAGCAACAUUGAUGCUCCACGCCAUUCGCCAAAGCUGGAGCCCACCGACCCCAUGCAUCGCAAUCAACUUAAAUCCCCUGCCAUCGCCUCAGCCAAUCAUAAUGACAGAGUCAGUCCAUCAAAUCCUCCUAAAGCCCAGAUAUCACUUUUUGCCCCCUCAUGUAGACCAUUAGCACAGAAGAGCCCUCAGAAACAGCCACUUUUCUCCACGUCGCAAAAACCAAAAGCCAGCCUUUCCCACAAAACCAAUGGCCUUCACAGUCCGAACCUUCUGAGACCCAAGUCUUCCAGCAACCUCAGCCCCACAGCUCAAGAGCCAGACCUCGACCCUCUGGCUCCAAAUGUCAGCCCAAAGAAGAAGAAAAAGAAGAAGAGACGGCACUCUGAGGUGGAGGGUGACACUGAGAAUUUUACAUCUCUAGAAACACAACCAGCCCCCACAGAGUCGGUGCAUGAGAAAAAGAGCAAGAGGAAGAAGAAGAGGAAGCGAAAACAUGAAGGGGAUGAUGAAGAACAAGCAAAAGGGAGGGACUGCAUCCAGUCUCAUUUGGAGGGAUCUAAUCAAGAGGAAGAUUGGUGUCAGAGUGGCUUAUGGAGUCUAACGUCUCAUUCGGAAGUGGAAACCUCAAAGCAAACGGUUCCACUUUCUCCCACUAGCCCGAAGCAGAGCGAGUCGAUUCAGGAGGAACAGGAAACUGACCCUGUGAGGAAAAAGAAGAAGAAGAAGAGGAGACUUAAACUGGAGGAGGAUCUGCAGAAAAUAAACUCUUCCUGCUCCGCAUCAGAAAGGGAUCCUGAGAUGAAACCUAUAGAUACGUCUAAUGAUGUAGAAGAUUUAGUGAAGAUAAACAUUAAAUUGAAAAAGAAGAAGAACAAGAAAAAGCUAAAUGCGUUGCAAGAGGAGAGAAAAGGUUCUGAAGAUGAGUCGGCAGAAGAACCUGUCUUCAAAAAGAUCUCCACUGAGGACAGGAAAAUUUCCAAAGAAAGUACAGCCUCAGUGGUGGUGUGGGACAGCCAGGUGAAAGACGGCUACAAACACAGCAAGGCGCCAGCGGCUGGUGGAAGUGCUUCAGUGAAAAGCUCCGUCCACGUUGCUCCUGCUGCCUGGGACGGGAAGAAGAGCAGUGAUGUUGUGGAAGAGCUACUCAAGAACUCCACGGAUAAAGCCUAUGGAGCGAACGUCCUCAGCUGGGAUGGUGAAGUCUCAGCUGUCAGUAAGGAUGCGAUCGAAGACGUCCGUAGUGCCAUGUGUGACACGGUGAUUGACGAGUGGGAUGAGGACUUUGACAGAGGAAAGGUAUGGAAAGAAUGAAUGCAAAUAAGAGUUGAACA